AUGUUGCGAUGCUAUUCAACACUGCUGUACAACGCAAGAUGCUCAUCGACGACGACAAAUCCGCUAAUAAAGAAGAUCGAUCGAGUGCUGAUCGCUAAUCGAGGAGAGAUUGCCAUUCGCGUGAUGAAAACGGCCAGAAAAAUGGGAAUUGAAUCGGUGGCCGUAUUCAGUGAUGCAGAUCGAGGAGCGCUUUUUGUGAGAAAAGCGGACAAGGCUUUUCACAUUGGUCCAGCUCAAGCCUCGCAAAGCUACCUUAAUGUGGAUAAAGUUAUCGAAACGGCACUAAAAGCUGGAGCACAGGGAAUUCAUCCCGGUUAUGGAUUUCUUUCGGAGAAUGCUGGUUUCGCCGAUCGCUGCGCUGAAGCAGGCCUUGUUUUUAUUGGACCACCCUCAAAGGCCAUUCGAGAUAUGGGUACAAAGAGUCUUGCGAAACAAAUUAUGCAGGAUGCAAAUGUGCCAGUUGUUGAAGGUUUCCAUGGAAAGGAUCAAUCAGACGCCAAUCUCAAGAAGCACGCUAAAAAAAUAGGUUACCCUGUAAUGCUAAAGGCCGUUUAUGGUGGUGGUGGAAAAGGGAUGCGAAUUGCAUGGAAAGAAGAGGAUUUUGAUGAGGCGGUUGCAUCAGCCAGAAACGAAGCCAAGAAAUCUUUUGGGAACGAUGACAUGUUGGUUGAGAAAUUUGUUGAAAGGCCACGACAUGUUGAAGUUCAAGUUUUUGGAGACCACCACAAUAAUCACGUGUACCUCUGGGAAAGAGAUUGCUCAGUGCAAAGAAGACAUCAAAAGAUCAUUGAAGAAGCCCCAGCACCAAAUAUUUCUAUGGAAACGCGGGUGCGCUUGGGAGAAUCAGCAGUAAGAGCAGCAGCCGCGGUUGGCUAUGUUGGUGCGGGCACCGUCGAAUUCAUCAUGGACCCACGAGGAGAUUUCUAUUUCAUGGAAAUGAAUACCCGACUUCAAGUUGAACAUCCAGUAUCAGAAGCUAUCACAGGAACGGAUCUUGUUGAGUGGCAAUUACGAGUAGCACAAGGAGAGGAAAUUCCGCUAAAACAGAAGGACAUUCCUCUGAAAGGACACGCAUUCGAAUGUCGUGUUUAUGCCGAGGAUACGAGAAAAGGAGCCUUUAUGCCAACAGCUGGCAAACUUGACUACGUUGAAUUUCCCACCGAUGCCCGAGUCGAUACAGGAGUUGUGACUGGUGACGAAGUCUCGGUUCAUUAUGAUCCAAUGAUUGCCAAGGUGAUUGUUUGGGGAAAAGAUCGAGUUGAAGCCUCUGCAAAGCUUGACCGUGCCCUGAAAAACACGAGGAUUGCUGGCCUACCAACCAAUAUUGAUUUUGUUAGGACGGUUCUUCAACAUCCAGAAUUCAUCAAGGGAAAUGUCUACACUGACUUUAUCCCAGACUUCCAAAAAGACUUAUUCCAUGAACGAGAAGCAUCAUUUGAACAGAUUGUUGAAUCGGUUAUCGGGCAACAUCUAGCUGAACGACCAAUUAGCAAGCCAUCAGGGCCUUUCCAGGCGCUAAACGAUUUUCGACUAAAUGCCAAUUUGCGAAGGAGUUACAAGGUUGAAGACAAAGAGGUUCAACUCGAAAUUGUCGACAAGGAUAGCUUCAUUCUUAACAUUGAUGGAAAACCUGUUGAAGCAAAAGUUUACAAUUUGACACAAGAUGGACAUAAAACUACAUUUACGGUGGAGGCUGACGGAAGAAGAUGGCUGGCGGAGACUGUACAAACUGAGCAGAGUAUUUUGGUUUACGGAGCUGGUGAGGCCCAGCAUCAAAGACAGCCGUCGGCGUUGCUCACUGGGGCUGGGUCUGGUGCUUCGUUGGGUGAUGCUGUGGCUCCGAUGCCCGGAAUUAUCGAAAAGGUACUGGUAAACGCCGGCGACAAAGUUACGCAAGGACAAGCGCUGGUUGUUAUGGUGGCAAUGAAAAUGGAAUACAUUAUCAGAGCUUCAAAGGAUGCUAUCGUUGAAUCGAUAUCGUGCGCUCCCGGAAAGAAUGUGGCGAAAAACACGGUGCUCGUCCACUUCAAGGAACAACAA
This is a messenger RNA of Mesorhabditis belari, 2040 nucleotides long. The record is from the annotation of a GenBank genome assembly. Lineage: Eukaryota; Metazoa; Nematoda; Chromadorea; Rhabditida; Rhabditidae.